This is a messenger RNA of Fonsecaea erecta, 1590 nucleotides long. RefSeq lists its product as hypothetical. The record is from RefSeq and is a predicted model, not a curated record. Bases 1 to 1590 code for a protein of 529 amino acids. Gene Ontology annotation, molecular function: iron ion binding; oxidoreductase activity, acting on paired donors, with incorporation or reduction of molecular oxygen, reduced flavin or flavoprotein as one donor, and incorporation of one atom of oxygen; heme binding. Lineage: Eukaryota; Fungi; Ascomycota; Eurotiomycetes; Chaetothyriales; Herpotrichiellaceae. The transcript is spliced from 2 exons.
AUGAACCACUACCAAGCUGUGGGCCUCGGCCUGCUCGGCACAGCUAUCGUCUACUACCUGGUGGCUUCUUUCCUUGCAAAGCGGUACCACGCGAGAAAGGCUAGAGAGUUUGGAUGUCAACCAGCCUGGGAACGGCCUUACCGGUGGCCAUUUGGCACUGACUUGAUCUGGGAACUUAUUCAAGCCGACAAGGACCAUGUUGUUCCCAACUAUUUCCUGGACGUCUACAACAACAGGACUGGAAAAAGAUCAACAUGGGCACAGAAUAUGCUGGGCACCAUGGGCUACGUGACUUCGGAUCCCAAAAACAUCCAGGCGAUCCUCGCUACUCAGUUCAAUGAUUUCGAGAUUGGAGAACUUCGCCGCGGCAAUUUCUUCCCCAUGCUGGGCAAUGGCAUCUUUACCACUGACGGCAAAGCAUGGGAACAUUCUCGGACUCUUCUCCGCCCGCAAUUUGCUCGCCAACAAGUCUCCGACUUGCAACUGGAAGAAAUCCACGUCCAAGACAUGUUCAAACAUCUCACGACCCAAAACGGGUGGACAAAUCAAGUUGACUUGUCCCCUCUCUUCUUCCGUUUGACGCUGGACUCUGCCACGGAGUUUCUGUUCGGCCAGAGUGUGGACUCACAGAUAGCUGCGUUGCCUGGCUAUACUCAAAAGACCCGAGAACCUGGUGAACUGGACUGGACUGCCUUCGCAUCCUGCUUUGACGGUGGGACCAACGCUCUCGGCGUCCGCGGAAGAUUGGCAGAGCUAUAUUGGUUGUACAGUCCCAAGCACUUCUACGAGAACUGCAAGGAAGUCCAUCGAUUUGCCGACUACUAUGUCAAUCUCGCAUUAACCACCGAUUUAUCAUCGCUGAGCGAGCACAGCCUGGAAAAGGGCCAGAAGAAGGAGAAGUACAUCUUCUUGAAGGAACUUGUACAACAAACACGAGACCCCAUCGAGCUUCGAAGCCAACUACUGAACAUUCUGCUAGCCGGUCGCGAUACGACAGCCGGUCUGCUUGGAUUCACGUUCUACUUAUUGGUCAGGCACCCCAAGGUCUUCAAGAAACUGCGUGAGACUAUAUUGGAGGACUUCGGCACGUACGAAGACCCCAAGGCGAUCACCUUUGAAACGCUCAAGGCUUGCUCGUAUCUGCAACACGUCCUGUCCGAAACACUUCGCAUAUACCCCACUGUGCCCUUCAACAGUCGCCGCUCAACCAGGGACACCACCCUCCCUCGUGGCGGAGGCCCCGACGGCAAUUCGCCGAUCUAUGUCAAAAAGGGGACGGAAGUCAACUAUUCGGUCCACGUCAUGCAUCACCGGGAAGACAUUUGGGGGCCCGAUGUGGAAGAAUUCAAGCCCGAGAGAUGGAUUGGGCGACGACCGGGUUGGGAAUUCUUACCGUUCAAUGGUGGACCGCGUAUCUGCCUCGGACAGCAGUUUGCGCUGACGGAGGCCGGUUAUGUAAUUGUCCGCAUGCUGCAGAAGUUUGACGGCAUCGAGACUUACGAGACCGACCCAAUCGUGCGCCAUGCGUACGGCCUCACCACUGCGCCCUUGCGCCUUCCUGUCCGUCUCCACGAAGCCUCUGCGAAAUAA